This is a messenger RNA of Hipposideros armiger (great roundleaf bat), 9527 nucleotides long. It is a transcript of the gene ATP8A2, whose product is annotated as ATPase phospholipid transporting 8A2. The record is from RefSeq and is a predicted model, not a curated record. The coding region runs from base 192 to 3758 and encodes 1188 amino acids. The transcript has 37 exons. Gene Ontology annotation, cellular component: plasma membrane; trans-Golgi network. Lineage: Eukaryota; Metazoa; Chordata; Mammalia; Chiroptera; Hipposideridae. Gene Ontology annotation, molecular function: ATP hydrolysis activity; ATPase-coupled intramembrane lipid carrier activity; ATP binding. Gene Ontology annotation, biological process: neuron development; phospholipid translocation.
UUGGCCAGCCGCUGCGGCACGGACACGCACCCUCCGGCGGCGGCCGCGGCUCCGGAGCCCGCGCUCCCGGCCGCCCCUGCAGCCCGGGCCCCGCGCGCGUCCGCCCAUGGCCCUCGGGCCGCCGGCCCUGCCAGGCCUGCGCGUAGCCUCCGCCACUUGCCGGGGGCCGCGAAGCCCGCGACUGGGGCGAGAUGCUGAACGGCUCCCGUCUGGACAGAGCUCUUAAGAUGUCCCUGCCCCGAAGGUCAAGGAUUCGCUCGUCCGUAGGACCUGUUCGUCCUUCUUCGGGCUAUAAGAAGGCAGAUGAUGAGAUGUCCCGGGCCACGUCUGUUGGAGACCAGCUGGAGGUACCAGCUCGCACCAUUUACCUCAACCAACCGCAUCUCAACAAAUUCCGUGACAACCAGAUCAGUACGGCCAAGUACAGCGUGUUGACAUUUCUACCUCGAUUCUUGUAUGAGCAGAUUAGAAGAGCUGCUAAUGCCUUCUUCCUCUUCAUUGCCUUAUUGCAGCAAAUUCCAGAUGUAUCUCCAACAGGAAGAUAUACCACCCUGGUGCCAUUGAUCAUUAUUUUAACAAUUGCAGGCAUCAAAGAGAUUGUAGAAGAUUUUAAGCGACAUAAGGCCGACAAUGCAGUUAACAAAAAGAAAACAAUAGUGUUAAGAAAUGGUAUGUGGCAAACCAUUAUGUGGAAAGAGGUGACGGUGGGAGACAUUGUGAAGGUCAUCAAUGGGCAGUAUCUUCCAGCAGACAUGGUCCUGCUCUCCUCCAGUGAACCUCAGGCAAUGUGUUAUGUUGAAACAGCCAAUCUAGACGGGGAGACGAACCUUAAAAUACGUCAGGGUUUGACUCACACUGCUGAUAUGCAAACAAGGGAAGUGUUGAUGAAGUUAUCUGGAACUAUAGAGUGUGAAGGGCCCAACCGCCACCUCUAUGACUUCACUGGAAACUUAAACGUAGAUGGGAAAAGCCCUGUUGCCCUUGGGCCUGACCAGAUCUUAUUAAGAGGUACACAGCUUAGAAAUACUCAGUGGGUCUUUGGCAUAGUUGUUUACACGGGACACGACACCAAACUCAUGCAGAAUUCCACCAAAGCACCUCUUAAGAGAUCGAAUGUUGAGAAAGUGACCAACGUGCAGAUCCUGGUGUUGUUUGGCAUCCUCUUGGUCAUGGCCUUGGUGAGCUCAGCGGGGGCCCUGUACUGGAAUGGGUCUCAAGGUGAAAAUAACUGGUACAUCAAGAAGAUGGACUCGAGCUCGGAUAAUUUUGGAUAUAACUUGUUGACUUUCAUCAUCUUGUACAAUAACCUUAUUCCCAUCAGUUUGCUGGUGACUCUUGAGGUUGUGAAAUAUACUCAAGCCCUUUUUAUAAACUGGGACACAGAUAUGUAUUAUCUUGGAAAUGACACUCCUGCAAUGGCCAGGACAUCAAACCUUAACGAAGAGCUUGGUCAGGUAAAAUACCUAUUUUCUGACAAGACUGGAACUCUAACAUGCAACAUCAUGAACUUCAAGAAGUGCAGCAUUGCUGGAGUAACCUAUGGUCAUUUUCCAGAAUUGACAAGAGAGCCAUCCUCAGAGGAUUUCUGCCGAAUGCCUUGUCCCACAAGUGAUUCAUGUGACUUCGAUGAUCCCAGGCUCUUGAAGAACAUGGAGGAUCAUCAUCCCACAGCCCCUUGCAUACAGGAGUUCCUCACCCUCCUGGCCGUGUGCCACACCGUCGUUCCUGAGAAGGAUGGCGACAACAUCAUCUACCAGGCCUCCUCCCCAGAUGAAGCUGCUUUGGUGAAAGGAGCUAGAAAGCUGGGCUUCGUGUUCACAGCCAGGACGCCAUACUCCGUCAUCAUAGAAGCCAUGGGACAGGAACAGACAUUUGGAAUCCUUAAUGUCCUAGAAUUUUCUAGUGACAGAAAAAGAAUGUCUGUAAUUGUUCGAACGCCUUCAGGACAACUCCGGCUCUAUUGUAAAGGGGCUGAUAAUGUCAUUUUUGAGAGACUUUCAAAAGAUUCAAAGUAUAUGGAGGAAACAUUAUGCCAUCUGGAAUAUUUUGCCACGGAAGGCUUGAGGACUCUCUGUGUGGCUUACGCCGACCUCUCUGAGAGGGAUUAUGAGGAGUGGCUCAAAGUCUAUCAGGAAGCCAGCACCAUAUUGAAAGACAGAGCUCAACGGCUGGAGGAGUGUUACGAGAUCAUCGAGAAGAAUUUACUGUUACUUGGAGCCACAGCCAUAGAAGACCGCCUUCAAGCCGGUGUUCCAGAAACCAUAGCAACGCUGUUGAAGGCAGAAAUUAAAAUAUGGGUGUUGACCGGAGAUAAACAAGAAACUGCAAUUAAUAUAGGAUAUUCCUGUCGGUUGGUGUCACAGAACAUGGCCCUCAUCCUAUUGAAGGAGGAUUCCUUGGAUGCGACACGGGCAGCCAUUACUCAGCACUGCACUGACCUUGGCAAUUUGUUGGGCAAGGAGAAUGACGUGGCCCUCAUCAUCGACGGCCACACCCUGAAGUACGCGCUGUCCUUUGAGGUCAGAAGGAGCUUCCUGGAUUUGGCGCUCUCGUGUAAAGCCGUCAUCUGCUGCAGGGUGUCUCCUCUGCAGAAGUCAGAGAUAGUGGAUGUGGUCAAGAAGCGGGUAAAGGCCAUCACCCUCGCCAUCGGGGACGGUGCCAAUGACGUCGGGAUGAUCCAGACAGCCCACGUGGGCGUGGGAAUCAGUGGGAACGAGGGCAUGCAGGCAACCAACAACUCAGAUUAUGCCAUCGCACAGUUUUCCUACUUAGAGAAGCUCCUGUUGGUCCAUGGUGCCUGGAGUUACAACCGGGUGACCAAGUGCAUCUUGUACUGCUUCUACAAGAAUGUGGUUCUCUACAUUAUCGAGCUUUGGUUCGCCUUUGUUAAUGGAUUUUCUGGGCAGAUUUUAUUUGAACGUUGGUGCAUCGGCUUGUACAAUGUGAUUUUCACCGCGUUGCCACCCUUCACUCUGGGGAUCUUCGAGAGGUCCUGCACUCAGGAGAGCAUGCUCAGGUUCCCACAGCUCUACAAAAUCACCCAGAAUGCUGAGGGCUUCAACACAAAGGUUUUCUGGGGUCACUGCAUCAACGCCUUGGUCCACUCCCUCAUCCUCUUCUGGUUUCCCAUGAAGGCGCUGGAGCAUGAUACUGUGUUGGCCAACGGUCAUGCCACAGACUAUUUAUUUGUUGGAAAUAUUGUUUACACAUAUGUUGUUGUCACUGUUUGUCUGAAAGCUGGUUUGGAGACUACGGCUUGGACUAAAUUCAGUCACCUGGCCGUCUGGGGAAGCAUGCUGAUCUGGCUGGUGUUCUUUGGCGUCUACUCAACCAUCUGGCCCACCAUUCCUAUCGCUCCAGAUAUGAAGGGACAGGCAACGAUGGUCCUGAGCUCCGCACACUUCUGGUUGGGAUUAUUUCUGGUUCCUACUGCGUGUUUGAUCGAGGACGUAGCAUGGAGAGCGGCCAAGCACACCUGCAAAAAAACGUUGCUGGAGGAAGUGCAGGAGCUGGAAACUAAGUCCCGAGUGAUGGGGAAGGCCAUGCUUCGGGACAGUAAUGGAAAGAGGGUGAAUGAGCGGGACCGCUUGUUAAAGAGGCUUAGCAGGAAGACGCCCCCCACUCUCUUCCGAGGAGGUUCCCUCCAGCAGAGUGUCCCACAUGGGUAUGCCUUCUCUCAAGAAGAGCAUGGAGCUGUCACUCAGGAAGAAAUCGUGCGUGCUUACGACACCACCAAAAAGAAAUCGAGGCAGAAAUAAGACUCGAAAUCGAGGGGAAAAAAUGAGUCGCAUUCUCCUGAUGGAUCCUAGAAAGAGAUGCGAUUUGUUGCACCCAGCGUUCACACAUCUUUGUCAGAAGAGAUUGGUGUCAGCAGCCAAAACACCGGAAAACACAUUUCUGUGGCCUUAGCCAACCAGUUUGUUAGUUAUAUAUAUUCCCUCGCAAACCUGGAGUAUAUCCUGCGGGGGAAGCCAUUUUUCCCCUCUCAAAUUGUCUGCAGUGCUUGGCCUAACUUUUGUUUACGUUGUUAUGAAGCAUUCAACUAUGUGCUCUGUGAGGUGUGAAAUUAAAAACAUUAUGUUUCACUGAUAUUGAAACAUCAGUACUAGUUGUUCUGGGAGAAAAGGUAAUAGAGGUUUAUGUUGCGUGAGAAACCCAUCUUGCAGAAGGGAGCAGGGGCACGCUUACUUCCUGUUUUGUUAACUCACAGAUUAAGUCCACCGGGCAGUAUAUAAACUUCAUUUUAGGCAGGUCGCUGUCUUGCUUUGAUUCCUAUUUUGUUUAUAUGAAGUUGGCAUAAACUUCUUGAUUGCAAUGAAAGCAUAAAAAUAUAUAGCUGGGUGGUAAACCUGAGAACAUUUAUUUGAACCUCUUAGCCACAUGCCUAGUGGGGCAAGCCAGUCGGUGUUCUAGCAGAGUCUUCUGCACCCGUUCCAGGUCCCUAUUGACCCAGCCCUCCCACUGCUGCCCAGGUUCCUCAUCCCCUGCAUGGCUGGCCACUGUGCUCCGUGCAUGGCAGCUGGUGGGCAAUGACCCGAAUCCGCACUCUUCCUCGUUCUAUCGCAGAUCCAGCCAAGGAUGCGAGACACCCCUUCUUCCACCCUUUUCCUUCUAUAACUGAAGAAAAGAAACAUAGCUCUUCCGCAUAGAUUCUAAACGUUCGCCUGCCUCUUUGUGGUGACAGGGAAGCCUGGGUUCAGGAUGGUGGUGGAGACUCUGCUGCCCUGAUCAGGCUCUCAGUACUGGUUUCCCAGCCUCUAGACGACGCGACUGUUGGCAUCCGCUUAAAUUAGAGCCCACGCUUGUCUUCUUGGGAGUUGAGAGUGCAUUUUGGAUUUUCACUAUUGGGAAAGGAAUGAAUUUAUAGCAUGUCUUCCCAGCGAAGGAACACACCUGUCACUCUGUAGCUUUAGGACCAGAGAAGAUGAGCAAACCCAGGUGGGAGAGUAUGGGACCCUGAGGGUGGCAAAGGAAGACCACCAUGGGAGAGGAAAUCUCAGUAGAAACUCGGAACUCAAACCCUGAGGCCCAGACAAUCAUCCUGAUCAGACUAAUCUGUCUGGUAGGUUAAACAAGAUGCUGACCUGCAUUUUUAAUUGAAAAGAAUCCCAAACAUUGCAAGGAAUCACCCUUUAUGUAUUGACAAGGUUUCCUUCCUUGUCCAGUCAGUGUUAGAUGAAGGCACCGCCCGCUGUGGGAAGUGUCCUGACUCCAAAUUGAGGAAGUCAUUGGCUUUCCGAAGUGCAGAGUCCCCGUUCUAAAUUUGGACAGAACCUGGAUGCCUUUGGGCAGUGAAUGUGAGUACCUGGAGCCCUUCAUAAACGACCAGCCCUGAGGCACAUUCUCUCUUCUCUGCUUUGGUUGCCAAACCCAAUUUUUGGAUAAUUUAACAUAAAUACUUCUGGGCAGCUGUUACUGGUUAUAGUGGCACAAUUCCUCUGGGAAUGGCUGUGCUAAGUUAGGAUAUAAAACAAUAAUGCACUUUGCUUCCUAAUCCUUUAUUUUAGGGACACCUACAGCUUAUUGGGCAUUGAAGUCAUUUAGAGUAUGAUUUGCAGUGACUAAGAAAACUAACCCCUCACUUAUGAGGUGCCCAGGAUCCAGAGGGCACAAGGUGCAGCAGGACAACACAACUAACAGGUGAGGCUUAGAGAUUUGCGUCUCCUUCCUCCCCAGUGACAGAACAUUUAAAAUACUAGAGCACCCAGCAAAAUGAAUCACUAAAGGAAUAUCAUGCAGGAAUUACCAAAAAAAAUAAAAUAAAAAGAGAAAGGAAAAAAAAGCCAAAUAAUUAAUAAACCAAGGUGUGUGUCUUUAUGACAUAGCCAGAAAGACGAUGGUCUAAUUGUUGAGGAGAAAUGGAAAUUAGAAUUGAAUGUGCAUUAGGUAUUCUGACGAUUUGGUUUCAUUUGGAACUAAGCCCGUUUGGAAAAAAGGGAACUCAAACUCAAUUCUUUGUCAAACACUUAGCUCUUUCUUGAACUUGAAGCCUUCUGAAUCGGAUUUGUGAAUUACAGUGUGUGUGUGUGUUUUUGUUUGGGGCUUUUUGUUUUUUAUUUUCUUUUUACAUUAAAAUACCAUUCACAUUUCUGAGAUUUAAGAAUAUUUUCCAAUUCUCUUGAGAAGUAGACUAAACAGUCUUUACAAUAGUGAAAUACACACACCAAAGAAAACAGUAGAAGCGAUUCCUUUCUAUUUAUUCUCUCCUGUAAUUAAGCUAUCUUGUAGCCAAAUGACUAAAUUGGGUUUCUAGGAGGAGCAGCUGUCAGUACAUGCGAUGUGUAAUACUUAGCCGGGGCCGGCUCAGGCGCUGUCAUUUGUCCUACCUUUAAAUUGAGGUCAGAGUGUCACACUCAACCCUGCCCCAGGGAGCAGGGUGGACUGGACUCAGUUGCAUACUCUCGCUGUCAGCUCAGUGGACUCGCCACAUGGGACUUGUCACUCUGCCACACGGUAAGUGACACAAAGGCUGGCAGGUCACACUCGGUCAGCACCACCGGGCCUGCCUCUGGAUUGGACUAGAGUGUCAGAAUGCACUCAGGCCCAGCCUGGGUCUGGUGGUGCACACAGAUUACCAGCUCUUGUUUGAGCUCAUGUCCUGUUCCGCUGACACUGCAGAAGGAGACCAGCCAUUCUGUGUACUUAUUCUGAGGUCAGCUCCACGCCGGCACAGGCGGGCAAGGGUGGCUAUGGAACCUGCACACUGAAAAGCGGGGAGGGGAGAGCAGAGCCACCAGCCACAUCUGCUUGGCUGUCUGGGUUAGCACCUCAAGGCCGAUCAGAAGGGGCUUUGUAAGAAUUUGGGGAUGUAGCUGUGCCUAGCCUGUCUCUACACCAGUGGUACAUUGUCUCAUCUCCCAACACACAUGCACACGUGUGAUGACCUCUGGAUCGGUGUAGCCCACAGGACGUGUGCUUUAGAGAUAGGAGAUGCUGCUUCUUUAACCCUCGUGAGGUAAUAUCCUAAAACGUGCACCUGGGUUUCGGCAGAGCAAGGCGGAGAAUUCUGUUGACAUUUUCUUUUCCUUGACAAGUCUUCAGGUCUUGCUGUAGGGAGCUGGCAGUGAAAAUCAGUAAUAACUUGUCAAGAAGCCGUGAAUAAUGAAAAAAAAAAGUGAGUGUAGGUAACUAAUAUCUGAAAAUGCAUGUGGACAUAUAUAUUUCAGGCUUUAAGGUUGAAUUUUUUUUAAAAAGAAAGCUAUAGUCUAUAAUUUCUAUUUGUUGUAACAAUGACACUUUAUCGUAUUUUUCAAACCAUAAGGACAAAAACGUUCGAUCAUAUUCCUGCUCCUAGGGAUUUAGGUCUUAGACCCUAAGUUGAGUAGAAUGUUUGCAAAACUCUGUUCUAGGAUAAGGUUGUCUUUGGUUUUGGACUUUUGAGAGAACCGCACAUGUUUCAGCCAGGAUUUGAGUUACUGCCCAGGGUCAUUGUCCCAACGUAAUUCAAGGAGUGAUUUAGCUUCAGCAUUUGAAAUGUAGCCUUCAUCCCCUGGGAUCCAUAAAAAAUGUGAACAGGGAAACUGUGGUUAUGGUUAAGCAGAGCCUGAAAUAAUAUCUUGGCAAAGAAAUGAGUUUAUCAGGUCAAGUCAAAAGGUGGCAUCCCCCAUCAUAGUCAUUAAAUACUUGAUGCAAAUAUUGAAAUUAGCAAAUACAGUAGUGAUGGAGAUCAUGGAACUAAAGCUCCCCACAUACACCAAAAAAGGGGGAAGCAUACAUCACUUGGCUUUUGUUGCUGGUUUUUCAUGGGCUCAGGGCCGUUAUUUGCCUCAAGACAGCCUUGGGGGAGAGUACUUAGCCGCAUACUAGCCAUUUGUCCAUCUUGAAGGGCAAGGAGGACAGUUAAAAAGGUCCCCAUGGGUCGUAGAGGCAAGGGCCCAAGAUUCCCCAAAAUGAUAUUAAAAAGUGUCCCCACAGGGAAUAGACCUGGAAUGCUCUGCUGGAUGUGUUGUACUCAUCAUUUAUCUCUUUCUCUGCACUCCAAAUUGUCCCCCAGCACACAUUUUCAUUCCCCUUUACAAGUGCUUCAUUUAAGGCCAGACCUCCAUGAAGCGCUCUCUUCGUGUGUUGGGUAGGAGUGAGUUAUGACUUGGGAUGCAGACUUCAGUGGAAAGGCAGGGCUGCCGCACCCACAUAAACCGAGGUGGCCAGAUGCUACGAAGGAAAUGAAAGCAGAAAAGAGGGGCAUGUUCCCCUGUUACCAUACCCCCAGCAUACUCCAUUAGCUGCUAGCUCUGACAAACACCUCUGCUCCCCUGACUGAGGGGAGACAAAAGGCUGAUUCUUUUCACACCCAGGUAGGCCCAUUUUCCAGUGACAAUCUCUUGCCCCAGUUGCCCUAGAGAUCCCUACUUGGCUCUCUCUCCCAGGCAUCAGACCAAGAAAAACACGUCCCAAGAUUAGCCCAUCGGCAUCUCUUCUGACCUGGCUCAAGAAAGAAAGGAGACCUGUUCGUUUUAAAAGUCAGGAGCAAGUGUCAGGAGGCUUUGAUUUAUGACAGAAAUAGGAAGAAGAAAGUUGAAGUAAUAGCACUAUCCAAAUAACCCUGCCCAGGGAACUCAGGGGUCAAGAGAGCUUAUCAAGGGCCUUUUGUAGGCAAGCUCUUCAGUGGGGAAGAGAAAAGACCAGAGAGGAGAAAGAAGCCCAAAUAUCAGGAUGUGAAACCACUUCCGCUGGGAUUGGAGUCAGUCGAAUUCCUAAGGAGAGCAUGGUACACAGCUGCAGCUGGAUCAAUAAACACCGAUACAAAAAAAAAAAUUGCAACAGAAAACCUGCCCUGUCAUAGAGCAUUUCUCCUCCUAACAAGAGCCCUGAACAAGGAAAUAUUCUUUUAGUUUUUCAGUAAUAAAACCAAUGCAAGUGCUGACACUCUUACCCCGCCUUCCCUUUCCCAUGCCGCCAGUGACUGCGAAAUUCAUGAGUGUGCGGGGCUGCGCGCCUCCAAGCUUCCCUCCCAAGGGCAGGUAAUGCAAGCAGGUGCAGCCGGGACACCUGCAGGGGUGGCACCGACAGGGCCAGCCAGGAGCAGCAGGGCCUGCAACCCCAGUGGGUCAACCUUUCUUGCAGAGCACUGAGUUACUGCUCCAAUGAACGCAGCAUCGUUGUGGUGUCUUUCUCAUGCAAGCCAAGCCAUUGCAUUCCUGUCUGCUGUCACAUCUGUGCUCAGGUUGCUUAAAUAUUGUUUGUGAUGAGGAGGUUUUAAUCUGGUUAUGCAGAGAGAAGUGGGGCUGUGGGGGCACAUUUAAUUGGCUCCCAGCAGAGCGGUGAGCACUUCUGUGGACCGAGGUUUUUUGUUCCCUCCCUCUAGAAGUGUUACCAUUUUCACUUCCUAUUAAGGUCCUCUGGUCGUUAAAUUACAGCAGCACAUUACAGCGGAGCUGGGGUCCCUCCUGGAGUGAAUACAAAUGAAGGGCAUUUACUUGUAUUUUGAGACGUUUUGGAAAAUGUAGUGAUUUGUGGCUUUGAUCAAUCCUUUUGACUGGUGUAUGUCUGCACAAACCUGUUUCAAAUAAAUCUUUUGUUAAGGUAAA